AUGGUCCAGAUCCAGAACAUCGCUAUCGUUGCCGCCAUCGGCGCCGCUACCUACGCCACUGCCUCGCCGGUCGAGCAGCUGGAGGCCCUGGAGGCCCGCACGUGGAACACCAACUGCUGCAAGCUGCAGCUCAACUCUCUCCCCUCCUUCAACAAGAAGACCUCCGCCUGGGCCCCCGUUGCCCCCUGGAACAAGGCUUCGCUCCCUUCGUCCUCGUACGGCUGUGGUGCUCCCGGUAUCCCCAAGUGGAACGGCGGUGACAAGGCCAAGUGCGCCUACUUCUGGAACUGGUGGACUCCCUUCUGCCAGAAGGGCAACCAGCCCAAGCCCAACCCUGGCGGCAACGGCCCCAAGCCCGGCCCUGGCGGCAACAACGGUCCUGCUCCUGGCCCUGGUGGCAACAACGGUCCUGCUCCUGGCCCUGGUGGCAACAACGGCCCUGCUCCCGGCCCUGGUGGCAACACUGGCGGUAGCGGCUCUGGUUCGGGCUCUGGCUCUGGUUCGGGUUCUGGCUCUGGUUCGGGCUCUGGCUCUGGUUCGGGCUCGGGCUCUGGUUCGGGCUCUGGCUCUGGUUCGGGCUCUGGCUCUGACGGCGGCUCUGGCUCGGGUUCUGGUACCGGCUCCGGCUCUGGUUCGGGCUCUGGCUCGGGCUCUGACGGCGGCUCUGGCUCUGGCUCUGGCUCUGGCUCUGGCUCUGGCUCUGGCUCUGGCUCCGGCUCUGACGGCGGCUCUGGCUCUGGUUCUGGUACCGGCUCUGGUUCUGGCUCGGGCUCUGGCUCUGACGGUGGCUCUGGAUCUGGCUCGGGCUCCGGCACCGGUGGCAGCACUGGCGGCAGCACUGGCGGCAGCACUGGCGGUGACGGCACCGUCUGCACCUCCAAGUACCAGCAGACCUUCAGCAACUACCAGACCGUUGCUGACUCGGGUGUCUACCAGGGCCAGACCGUUGGCGCGGCUACGAUUGACAACGCCAACUACAUGACCUACCUUCUUGUCGACUCGGUUGACAAGUGCCUCGCCGCUUGCGACGCCACCGACGGCUGCUUCUUCGUCAACCUCUACCAGGACAACGCUUCCUCGCCCUCGGAUGUCUCUGAGCUCCCCGCUUCGGCUCAGUCCAAGUACACUCCCGGCAACCUCACUUGCGCCCUCUACAAGGCCUGCUCCGGUACCGAGAAGGCUACCAACUACGGCGGUCAGCAGGACCCCACCUUCAUCACCCAGUCGUCGGGUUACUGCAAGAACGGCAAGUGCUAA
Messenger RNA from Kalmanozyma brasiliensis GHG001, 1257 nucleotides. RefSeq lists its product as uncharacterized. The record is from RefSeq and is a predicted model, not a curated record. The transcript has a single exon. Lineage: Eukaryota; Fungi; Basidiomycota; Ustilaginomycetes; Ustilaginales. Bases 1 to 1257 code for a protein of 418 amino acids.